Balaenoptera ricei (Rice's whale) is the source of this 1434-nucleotide messenger RNA. RefSeq names its product potassium voltage-gated channel modifier subfamily S member 2 (gene KCNS2). NCBI's taxonomy places the organism in Eukaryota, Metazoa, Chordata, Mammalia, Artiodactyla, Balaenopteridae. The transcript has a single exon. Gene Ontology annotation, cellular component: membrane; voltage-gated potassium channel complex. The coding region runs from base 1 to 1434 and encodes 477 amino acids. The record is from RefSeq and is a predicted model, not a curated record. Gene Ontology annotation, molecular function: protein binding; voltage-gated potassium channel activity. Gene Ontology annotation, biological process: regulation of delayed rectifier potassium channel activity; protein homooligomerization; potassium ion transmembrane transport.
AUGACUGGCCAGAGCCUGUGGGACCUGUCGGAGGCCAACGUCGAGGAUGGAGAGAUCCGCAUCAACGUAGGCGGCUUCAAGAAGCGGCUGCGCUCGCACACGCUGCUGCGCUUCCCCGAGACGCGCCUGGGCCGCCUGCUGCUCUGCCACUCGCGCGAGGCCAUUCUGGAGCUCUGCGACGACUAUGACGAUGUCCAGCGUGAGUUCUACUUUGACCGCAACCCCGAGCUCUUCCCCUACGUGCUACAUUUCUACCACACCGGCAAGCUUCAUGUCAUGGCGGAGCUGUGCGUCUUCUCCUUCAGCCAGGAGAUCGAGUACUGGGGCAUCAACGAGUUCUUCAUCGACUCCUGCUGCAGCUACAGCUACCACGGCCGCAAAGUGGAGCCCGAACAGGAGAAGUGGGACGAGCAGAGCGACCAGGAGAGCACCACGUCCUCCUUCGAUGAGAUCCUGGCCUUCUACAACGAUGCAUCCAAGUUCGAUGGGCAGCCCCUGGGCAACUUCCGCAGACAGCUGUGGCUGGCGCUGGACAACCCCGGAUACUCGGUCCUGAGCAGGGUCUUCAGCGUCCUGUCCAUCCUCGUGGUGAUGGGGUCCAUCAUCACCAUGUGUCUCAACAGCCUGCCGGACUUCCAAAUCCCUGACAGCCAGGGCAGCCCUGGCGAGGACCCCAGGUUCGAAAUCGUGGAGCACUUUGGCAUCGCCUGGUUCACAUUUGAGUUGAUGGCCAGGUUUGCUGUGGCCCCUGACUUCCUCAAAUUUUUCAAGAAUGCCCUAAACCUUAUCGACCUCAUAUCCAUCGUCCCCUUUUACAUCACUCUGGUGGUAAACCUGGUUGUGGAGAGCACACCUACCUUGGCCAACCUGGGCAGGGUGGCCCAGGUCCUCAGGCUGAUGCGGAUUUUCCGCAUCUUAAAGCUGGCCAGACACUCCACUGGCCUCCGCUCCCUGGGGGCCACACUUAAAUACAGCUACAAAGAAGUAGGGCUGCUUUUGCUCUACCUCUCUGUGGGGAUUUCCAUCUUCUCCGUAGUGGCCUACACUAUCGAAAAGGAGGAGAAUGAGGGCCUGGCCACCAUCCCCGCUUGCUGGUGGUGGGCCACCGUCAGUAUGACCACUGUAGGGUAUGGGGAUGUGGUCCCAGGGACCACGGCAGGGAAGCUGACCGCCUCUGCCUGCAUCUUGGCUGGUAUCCUAGUGGUGGUACUGCCCAUUACCUUGAUCUUCAAUAAGUUCUCCCACUUUUAUCGGCGCCAAAAGCAACUCGAGAGUGCCAUGCGCAGCUGUGACUUUGGGGAUGGAAUGAAGGAGGUCCCUUCCGUCAAUUUAAGGGACUACUAUGCCCAUAAAGUUAAAUCCCUCAUGGCGAGCCUGACGAACAUGAGCAGGAGCUCGCCAAGCGAACUAAGUUUAAAUGAUUCCCUGCAUUAG